Oncorhynchus mykiss (rainbow trout) is the source of this 3090-nucleotide messenger RNA. RefSeq names its product isoamyl acetate hydrolyzing esterase 1 (putative) (gene iah1). The record is from RefSeq and is a predicted model, not a curated record. Lineage: Eukaryota; Metazoa; Chordata; Actinopteri; Salmoniformes; Salmonidae. Gene Ontology annotation, molecular function: hydrolase activity, acting on ester bonds.
UUUCUGUCAUGUGCUCUAAUGAACAUGACACAAUGAUGUUCACAUCAGGCAAUGCUUCUUGCAGUAUCAAUAACAAUGUAUUUGUGAUGUCUGAGAUUGUUGAGAAACUGGAAUGUUUUCAUCCAUGUUUCUCUGUCGUCCACUAGUUUAUUGCCAACCCGUUGAAUGACAUGCACACUGAUGCAGUCACUACUGUUGUGUUGGAAGUCCAGUCUAACCCUAGCUCAGAAAGGUGUGGCCAUUGACUUUGACCUUUACCAGUAUCCACUUGCCUUAAUUGUCCCUUCCGGGGAAUAAAUAAAGUUUUAUUGUAUUGAAACUAUCACACAAGCAUGUACGCACAGCUAUUUUAAAGAAGGUCUCUCUGAACGAGAUGAUGGACCUGGCAGUGCAGCGUCUCUACGACGCCCUCAACCCUGUCGUAUGAGGGGUACAACCAGAGACAUACAUAAUUGGGUUCAAAGAACCCCUGAAAGGGGUCAUCCUGCAGCUACCUGAAGCAGGUGUCUGUUCCUCCGCAGACCUCCAACCCCCGUGCCUGAUAGUUGUUUAAUCCUAGGAUCAUUUUACCGUCGGAAAUCUACGUUAAUCAUUAGGGGGGGAAAUGAAGAAUGGAAGUCCAGAAGAAAUGUCAUCCUACUCCGCCCUUACUCUCACUGAUACUUCUAGAAUGGAUAGACUACUUGAGGGACAGCAGUGGCUGUCUGGAUCUGGUUAUGCUAUUAAAGAUGGGUGACCACUAAAGUUCACUGCAUUCUGUAACUAAGCAUUGAGAUGCAUGGCUCAAAUGCACUGAUUUGUUUGGACAUUUUGUAGAAAAAAAAAUAUGUUGAUAUAUAUUGGGUAUAGAAACAGCCAAAUAGUGUUUGAUCAGCAGUAUUAUCAGUGAUAGUGAACUGAAAGCAAGCAGGUGUGGUUGCUGAGUUAAUUAAUCAAUUAACAUCCCAUCGUGCUUAGGGUCAUGUAUAAAAAUGCUGGGCAGGCCAUUAUUUUGGCUACCAUGGCUAUGCCCCCAUAGGAUGACAAGACCCCCAUCCACAGGGCACGAGUGGUUUGAUGAGCAUGAAAACUAUACAAACCAUAUGCCAUGGCUGUCUCGGUCAUCUGAUCUCAACCCAACUGACCACUUAUGGGAGAUUCUGGAGUGGUGCCUGAGACAGUGUUUUCCACCACCAUAAACAAAACACCAAAUUAAGGAAUUUCCCGUGGAAUAAUGGUGUUCACAUCCCUCCAAUAGAAUUCGAAACACUUGUAGAAUCUAUGCCAAGAUGCAUUAAAGUUGGUCUGGUUUGUGGUGACCCAACGCCCUAUUAAGAUACUUUAGGUUGGUUCUGUAUCUAUGUUUGGAAUGUUGUUUGAAAACUUGUGAUCUUGUUUGUCAUUAUGAAAGUGUAUUUAUUUUAUAGUAAAGAAAAUGUAUGUCAUUCAUCAAAAUAGUGAAAUAAACAACAAAAAGGCGACUUGUCAAAUUAUUUUACUCUGCCAUUAUUAUUUUCACCUUCCACCUCCACACGGUAGAUGGCGCAAUUUAGCAUGCGAACGUCUAUCAUUCAGUCAGCACUGCUUUCAUUUCUAAAUCUGAAAGUAUAAAGUUAGCUCUCGGCUCAACAUUUGAACUAGCGAGCAAUGUCCAAAAUCAAGAACAUAAUUUGGCCUCAAGUGAUUUUAUUUGGCGACUCGAUCACACAGUUUUCAUUCCAACCGAAUGGAUGGGGUUCCGAAAUUGCUAAUCAACUAGCCAGAAAAUGUGACGUUGUGAACAGAGGGUUGUCAGGCUACAACUCCAGGUGGGCAAAGAUUGUCUUGCCUCGCCUCAUCUCCAAGGACAGUGCUUCAAGCAACCACAUAGCUGCUGUCACGGUCUUCUUUGGUGCCAACGACUGUGCUUUAGAAGAUAAGAACCCACAGCAGCACAUCCCAUUGCAGGAGUAUUCCGAGAACCUGAAGGACAUUGUCAAACACCUGGGGUCUGUGGGUGUGUCUGCAGACAAGGUCAUCUUCAUCACUCCUCCACCUCUGCAUGAGCCAGCCUGGGAGAAGGAGUGUGUCCUGAAAGGCAGUGCUCUGAACCGUCUCAACUCUGUGGCUGGCCAGUAUGCCCAGGCCUGUGUGCAGGCUGCCGGUCAGUGUGGGGCAGACGUGCUGGACCUCUGGACUCUCAUGCAGAAAGAUGGACAGGACUUCACAGGCUACCUCUCAGACGGGCUCCAUCUCUCUGAGAAGGGGAACCAGUUUGUGUCACAGCAUCUGUGGACGCUGUUGAAGAGCAGGGUGGAGGAGUUGCCCUUCAUCCUGCCUUACUGGGGCGACGUAGACCCUAAACAGCCAGAGAGCGGUCUACUGUGUGACUGAUGGCCCUCAGGCUGAGUGAGAGGGUGAAGGGGCCUCAGGUCCACACAGUUAUGUCCACUGGUCGGCUACGGUAAUGGGAUGGAAUCAGUCCUCAUUCCAUACGACGGAAAUAUAUAAAACCACGAUAUGACAUGUUUUAAAUGUUAUUUUUAAAAUUCCUGAGGUCUGUUUUGAAACACAUUCUUUAUUUUUUAGAAUGUGUGUGUUCACUGUAAGCAAGAAGCCAGUUUCAAGUGGGCAUACACAUUUUAUUCAUCCAGGUCAUUGAGUACACCCUGCACAUGAAACAGGACAGUCAGAAGACAUAUGGAGUCGAGUUUCCCCUCGCAUCUCAGAGCUAAUACUAUGAUGUAGGCUUAUACUCACGAUAUCUGUGGACAAUAGGCUAUUAUAACAAAGCUGCAGAAUGCCCUUGGCCCACAAGCAAACAUUACAACAUAUACGCAAGUACUCAUCACCUAAUAUACAGGAAAUGGUGAAAAGAUUCUACAAGCUGAUAGGUAUUCAUUCAUCAUUGGCACAAGAAUAUUCCAAAGAAGGGCUUACGGAGCUUAGAAAUAGCAGUUCCCAUUAGUAAGCACAAUUUUCAUCUGGGGUGAUAGUGACAUUCCCGUUGCCUACAGUACAUACAGAAAUAAGUAUCAGUGGUCAAAAUGAAAACAUUUAGGCUCAACUUCAGAAAUAAGGCACUAGUGUUGUGGAUUUUUUUUUAAAUUAAAUAAAUCAGAAGUUGGUCAA